AUCGAGAUGAAGGUGGAGAUGGUGGAGUCGACGCUGGUGGCGCCCAGCGAGGAGACGCCGCGCCAGGCGCUGUGGCUCUCCAACUUCGACGUCACCGCUGCAAUGACGCACACGGCGCUGGUCUACUACUACCCGGCGCCGACGACGGGCGGCGAGGGCUUCUUCUCGCCGGACCGGCUGAUGGCGGCCCUGGCCAAGGCGCUGGUGCUGUUCUACCCGCUCGCCGGGAGGCUAGGCAUGGACGAGGAUGGGCGGCUGCAGAUCGACUGCCAUGGCGAGGGAGCGCUAUACGUCGUCGCAAGGGCGGACUGCACCGGGGAGGACCUCUUCAGCAACUACGUGCCCUCGCCAAAAGUCAGGCGCGUGUUCGUCCCGGUGGCGCCGUCCGGCGACCCGCCUUGCCUAAUGGCCAUGUUUCAGGUGACGUUCCUCAAGUGCGGCGGAGUGGUACUGGGCACAGCGAUCCACCACGCGCUCAUGGACGGAAUCGGCGCGUUCCACUUCAUCCAGACGUGGUCCGGCUUGGCGCGUGGCCUCGCCGUCGCCGAGGCAUGCCCUUCGCCGCCCUCCCACGACCGCACGCUCCUCCAAGGGCGUUCGCCGCCGCACGCCGACUUCCACCACUCGGCCUACUCCUCGGCGCACCUCAGCGGCCUCCCACGCCCCUGCAUUACCCUUCGCUACUCCGUCUCCCCCAAGCUGCUCGCGGACCUCAAGUCGCAGUGUGCGCCUGGAGUGUCUACCUACGGCGCCGUCACCGCGCACCUCUGGCGUUGCAUGUGCAUCGCGCGCGGGCUCGCCUCCGGCUCCGACACACACCUCCGCGUCACGGUCAACGUCCGCCACCGCCUAUGCCCGCCGGUCCCGCGCUACUUCUCCGGAAACGCCAUCCUGCGUGACCUCGUCACCGUCAAGGUGGCCGAUGUGCUGUCGAAGCCAUUGGGAUACAUGACCGACGCAAUCAAGAAGUCGCUGGAGGACGUUGACGACGCGUAUGUGCGCUCGAUGAUCGACUACCUGGGGCUAGAGUCCGACAAGGGAAGCUUGCAGGUCGCGCCAUGGCAGCUCCUACCGGAGUCUGACCUGUGGGUGACAGCCUGGCUGGGGCUGCCCGUGUACGACGCCGACUUCGGCUGGGGCGCGCCACGGUUGGUUGCGCCCGCACAGAUGUUCGGCACCGGCAUGGCGUACGUGAUGCAACAAGCCGACAGGGACAAGGGCUUCGUCGUGUUCCUCGCGCUGGAGCCCCAGUAUGUGCCAUGCUUUGAGGACGUCUUCUACAACAACUAAAAUCCACGUCUUGGCCAUGUUUCGACAGUUCACAGCACCCUAAGAUUUGUGUGAUCACAUCUUGCCUUUGAGGCACAUGAAUUUUCCCGAUUCACAAGCCUUGUAUCUGUAUUUUAUUGUGUGGUUCUUGUAUUGAUUUUUCAUUUUU
Molecule: messenger RNA, 1438 nt
Organism: Lolium rigidum
Lineage: Eukaryota; Viridiplantae; Streptophyta; Magnoliopsida; Poales; Poaceae
Product: putrescine hydroxycinnamoyltransferase 1-like
Exons: 1
Coding region: 7-1290 (427 amino acids)
Molecular function (GO): acyltransferase activity, transferring groups other than amino-acyl groups
Source: RefSeq, a predicted model, not a curated record